CUCUCUUUCUUUCACCUAUAACAUUAUCAUCAUCUUCCUUCACUGAUCUUCAAAACCACCGUUCAUAUAUUUGUCUCUCACUCUCUCAAAAUUAAAUCUCUUGAAAGAUAGUUUUUUUCUCUUUUUUUUCUUAGAUCACUUUUUUUUUCUCUUCUAAUUUCCACUAUUAUAAGCUUAAAAAUAAAAUCAAACCCUAUUAUUUAUUUUCACAAAAAGUGCACUAAAGAUCCAAUCUAGAAAAAAAUACCUAAUAAUUAAUGAUGAAUUCUCUUCAUCAAGAAUUUGAAUCUUCAUCAAACAAAGAAAUUAUGAACACCAACCUCAUGAGCAUAACGAACACAUCAUCAUCAUCAUCAACAACAUCAUCAACAUCCAUGAUGACCAUAUCAUCAUCAUCUACUACAUCAUCAACAACAUCACCACCUUCAACAUCAACAACACCAAGUAGAUAUGAGAAUCAAAAGAGAAGAGAUUGGAACACUUUUGGACAAUACCUAAGAAACCAUAGACCACCACUCUCACUCUCACGUUGUAGUGGAGCUCAUGUCCUUGAAUUCUUAAGGUAUCUUGACCAAUUUGGUAAAACAAAAGUUCACACACAAAUUUGUCCUUUCUAUGGACACCCUAAUCCACCUGCACCUUGUCCUUGUCCUCUUCGCCAAGCGUGGGGGAGUCUUGAUGCACUCAUUGGGAGACUUAGGGCUGCUUUUGAAGAGAAUGGUGGGAAACCUGAAGCUAAUCCUUUUGGUGCUCGUGCUGUUAGACUUUACCUUCGUGAAGUCAGAGAUUCACAAGCUAAAGCUAGAGGUAUUAGUUAUGAGAAAAAGAAGCGGAAGCGUCCGCCUCAGCCGCCGCUGCCACCACCGGAAUCAAAUGCAACUACAACUGAUCAUCCCUAGUAGAAUUGUAGGUCCAGUGCGACGCACCGAUGCGGCCUCAAUCACAAUAAAACUACAGUUACAGUGACAUUAAAAAACUAUAAUGCCAUAUGACCUAGAUGGCAGCUGCAGACCAUUAUUUAAAACCCUACACAAACAUAUUUGGCUAUGAUGUUAGUUUAAUUAAUUGCAUACCAAAAAUGAUAUGAAUACAUGUACGUGUAAGAAAAAAUGUAUGUUUGUUUUAGUAUUUUAUAAUUUGUAAUGAUGCAGAAGUUGUGAGAUGAGUAGAUGGUGUAUUAGUGCAGUGUGAGAUUGGGCGUGUGGAUGCAGUGCAAUGAGAGAAACUGCAAGUAGCAGUGUGAGUAAGUAAUUUGAAGUUGCGGUUAGAAGCAGUAAUAGCUAAAGGGUUUGUGUUUGUGUGUUGUGUGACCAAUUAUUCACGGUCCAAUUUGUAAUAAAUACGUGUGUACUUGAAGGUGGGUCAUUUAUGACUCAGUUAUGGAUUUGCAGAUCAUGUUCCAUGUCUACUUCUUUAUAUCCAUGCGGUAAAUUGCUAUUA
Messenger RNA from Cicer arietinum (chickpea), 1440 nucleotides. RefSeq names its product protein LIGHT-DEPENDENT SHORT HYPOCOTYLS 4-like. Gene Ontology annotation, cellular component: nucleus. Gene Ontology annotation, biological process: response to light stimulus; mRNA transcription. The record is from RefSeq and is a predicted model, not a curated record. Lineage: Eukaryota; Viridiplantae; Streptophyta; Magnoliopsida; Fabales; Fabaceae.